AUGGACAGUGAGCAAGCUAUCGGGGAUGUCAGCUGCUCCGAGGAGAAGGCAAUGUACUAUCGCCAUAUUUGGAAGUCAGCUGGCCACAGUGUCUUCGAAAAUCUUGAGAAAAUUUCCACAAACUUCAGCCAAGAAGGACUAUCCUAUGCCCAGUUUUGUGAACGCUAUAACUCCGUCGACGGCAAAGAUCACGUCGGCUUCACUUUCGUGCGACAUCCAAUCGCACGGUUCAUCUCCGGGUAUGCGGAGAUCGAGAGCCGAGCCCGUGAUGGGAAUCCAACUUAUGAAGACCUCGCGACAACUCUGAACAAAUAUCCCGUAGGCAGUCCACGACGAGCUGCUGCGUUCUUCAGAGAGUUUUUACGCACCGGCAUCAACCGUGAUGGUCAUGUCAAGCCGCAGUUGGAAUUUAUGAUACCAAAUGCCGGCUGUUCAGUUCCGAUGGGUUUCAUUGGAAAGACAGAGAGCAUGGAAGACGAUUGGACAAGGAUGUUCGAAGCGCACCAGUGCAACCUCUCUUCACCUUUUGAUGAGUCGCUAGGCUUGCACCCCAAUGAUGAGCAGGACAAGACUGCCAUGGAGACAGUUCUGGGCUGGACGGAAACAAGUACGAUCGAGCCAAUCGACGGUUCGUACGACAACGCGACGCCUUCUGCCGUGGCGCUCAGCCAAGCUUCCGCUGAUGUGCGUGCAAUAGUUGCUGCACUUCAGGAGAAUGGUUCCAGGUAUUUGCGGGCAUUGUGCUGGCUUUUGCUCGCAGAUUUUGCGUCAUUUCGCUUCAACAUGCCUGCUGCUUGCCGCAGUGGGCUCCUCCAUAAGAGCAGAUUUGCUUUGCUGCGUGCUAAGCCGGCAUCGAGCACCAGGCUUCUGCCCCAUGGUGCUUUGGCUGCCAUCGCACUCGCCCUCUGCGUGGUCGGAAGGCUAACCGAUGCCGGCGGAAGCUUGCUGUCAGUCUUCGUGCCCUCGCCACCAGUGCGCUCGGUUCGCUCCGUGCGUUCUGCGGGUACGAUUCGCUGUCGAGUAGGCGUCAAGCGCAAGGCUCAAGAGAAAGAGGGCGAAGCAGCAGAGGAAGAAGAAGAAGAUGAGGAGGACGUAGACGAUCUGGACGAGAUCGUAAUGGAUACCGAUGACGACGACGAUGAUUUUGAGGCAGAUGAAAAGGGUGCAUUUGAGGAUGACGACGAGGAAGAUGACGAUGUUCUCUACGAAGAG
Messenger RNA from Symbiodinium sp. CCMP2456, 1212 nucleotides. Lineage: Eukaryota; Dinophyceae; Suessiales; Symbiodiniaceae. The record is from the annotation of a GenBank genome assembly.